AUGCUCAGCAUGGGAGUAUCAGCAUCUAGCAGCUGGCCAGAGAGCAUCCUUGUGUCGAUCCCAGUGCAAUCUGAAACGCGAGGUUUCACAUUUCACGACACUAAAGGGCGGUCUAAUGCGACAAGCGACGUUGACAAUAAGCAAAACAAGAUAAAAGUUUUGAGGCGAGACCGUUUGCUGGCACCUGGAAGAAACUAUAUUAACCAUGCUCUUUCAAUGUAUUCUAAGGAUUUGCAAAUUGUAGCACAGCUCAACCAGCACUUUUGCCGGUAG
Molecule: messenger RNA, 273 nt
Organism: Eimeria acervulina
Lineage: Eukaryota; Apicomplexa; Conoidasida; Eucoccidiorida; Eimeriidae
Exons: 2
Coding region: 1-273 (90 amino acids)
Source: RefSeq, a predicted model, not a curated record